Messenger RNA from Suillus fuscotomentosus, 1096 nucleotides. RefSeq lists its product as uncharacterized. The transcript has 2 exons. The coding region runs from base 388 to 813 and encodes 141 amino acids. The record is from RefSeq and is a predicted model, not a curated record. Lineage: Eukaryota; Fungi; Basidiomycota; Agaricomycetes; Boletales; Suillaceae.
CCGAGCUUCCUCGUAUUCUGCCACGCCUAGGCCUGCUGAGUCUGUGGCUACUGUCAAGCCAGCUUCUCUUUGAUAUUUUUGCCGUACUUGAGCUUGGGUCAUGCUCCCUCUCCGAAGUCCGUAGCUGUGUCUGUACCGUUUUGUGCUUGUACUUCACAUCCUUUUGGACCCACCCUUCAUGCCCCUUCGCAUUGUUCGCAAUCUCAUCCUUGCCACCAGUAGACCGUCGAACAGUGGCCAAAGGUAAACGACUGCCAGGACUUGUGGAUGACAUGUCUAUCUGCUAAUAUGCUUAGAUGAUAUUGCCAUCGAAAGAGGACUUUCGAGUAAACGAAUAUCAUCCAGAAGAGACUGAGCUUUGAGUUGCUGCUGCUAGGUGCUCGCGGAAUGGGAAAUCAAAUCGCAUAUUGCUCCAAUACUACUAUAGUAAACUAUUAUUGUGCGUACCUAUUGCCAGAUAGUUUGCGAGCUUGCCUCAUACUCCUUGUUUCUUUCGUUCACAGUCGAACCAUCGAGGUACUGGGUUACCCAAUUUUCAGAAUUGCAAACAUGACUAGUCUUGAGAGUAAGUACAGUCCCGCUCCGCAUGUGUUGUUGUCAGAGUUAAGCAGGUAUUGCGGCGAUGUCGUGGAUCCUGCACGUCGCGCAUUUCUUAUCUGUGACGACAUCCCGAACAUCCGCUGUAGCAGCUCCCGAGCGAUGCCCAUAGCAGCAGUGCAUGGGAUCGUGAUUGGUCUGGGAAUAGACAUCAUCUCCGCGUGCGACGUCCGGCAUGCAGCAUCAGAUGCGAAGUUCUCGAUCAAAGCUCGUUAAUCACAUGGCUAUUCAGUUGUUUGUCUGAUGAAGGCUACUGCGUAUAGGAUGUCGAUAUGGGGCUGGCGGCUGACGACGGAACGCUAGCUUGUUUACAGAAGACUGCGGGGAAUCGAUCAUUGGCUCAUUAGCUCACAUAUACUGCACGCAGUGCACAGGCAUUCUUGAGCGAUGAAAUAGAGGAACUCGGUCUUGUUUCUAGCGUUGUUCAAGGCGGGAGGGAUGCAGUCGUGGCUGCAGCAUUGCAAUUGGCCAGGGGUUGCCUCGAAGAGUCCUGUUGCGG